GACUAUGCCAUAGGAGCCCUCUGGAGAUUCUCUAAUUGAUCGAAAUCCCGGAACCACACUCAACAACCUGAAGAUUUCGUUGUUGAGAAAUCUCUUUGUUCGCCAGCUUAAGAGAAGCCCGAAUUCCCCGGCCUCCUCGCCAUACACGAAAAAGAAUGGCAGAAGAACUCCGCAUUCUGCAAAGCCAAGCAGAGCUCGCAGAAGGGAGAUUUCAAAGAAAGGAUGGCAGAGCUUUUGACUCUCAUCGAGCUAUAGAAAUUUCGAAAGGUUCUAUAGGGACGGCCGACGGAUCAUCCCUGGUGAGGCUCGGUGACACCUGCGUCGUGUGCGGCUUGAGAGGUGAAAUCGCGGAAAUCCAACUCGGCGAAUCGGGUGUGCCGAGCGCAAACAUCGGCGUAGAAGUCAAGUUGCCCUUCAAAAAUAUAGGGUACUCGAAUCCAUCAGAAGAGGAGCAGGCCCUUUCCCAGACACUACAGAAUAUUCUGAUGUCGGCGGAAGCAUUCCAGCCGAGUCCCAUCUCCGACCGCUUCUUCUGGGUUCUCCAUGUCACGAUCACGUGUCUCGCUUACGACGGGAAUCUCACAGGAGCAUCGCUGGCUGCGAUCUCGGGAGCGCUGUCUUCCUUGAAACUGCCGGGAGCACAUCACGAUUUAGAAUUGGAUAUUCUACAAGUGGAUGAUAAUUAUCAAAAUGUGAAGUGCACGCAGCCCAUCGGAGUCGGCUUCGGCAUUAUCAACGAUGAGCUCGUAGUGGACAUGAGCAACGAAGAGACCUUGUUGUCCAAUGGCGAGUCGAUGGUUGUCAUAGACGAAGACGACUCUGUCGUACAUCUACACAAGGGAGGAGGAACUUCUGUCGACCCCAAACAGCUUCAAUCAAUGAUCCAAGACGCGAAGAAGCACUCUCAAGAACUUCGGAAGUACUUAAAAUAAAAUGGG
Messenger RNA from Galendromus occidentalis (western predatory mite), 938 nucleotides. Its product is annotated as exosome complex component RRP43. The transcript has 4 exons. Bases 156 to 932 code for a protein of 258 amino acids. The record is from RefSeq and is a predicted model, not a curated record. Gene Ontology annotation, molecular function: mRNA 3'-UTR AU-rich region binding. NCBI's taxonomy places the organism in Eukaryota, Metazoa, Arthropoda, Arachnida, Mesostigmata, Phytoseiidae. Gene Ontology annotation, cellular component: cytoplasmic exosome (RNase complex); nuclear exosome (RNase complex). Gene Ontology annotation, biological process: nuclear mRNA surveillance; nuclear-transcribed mRNA catabolic process, deadenylation-dependent decay; exonucleolytic trimming to generate mature 3'-end of 5.8S rRNA from tricistronic rRNA transcript (SSU-rRNA, 5.8S rRNA, LSU-rRNA).